Molecule: messenger RNA, 4519 nt
Organism: Eufriesea mexicana
Lineage: Eukaryota; Metazoa; Arthropoda; Insecta; Hymenoptera; Apidae
Product: FERM, RhoGEF and pleckstrin domain-containing protein 1
Exons: 22
Coding region: 461-3634 (1057 amino acids)
Cellular component (GO): cytoskeleton
Molecular function (GO): guanyl-nucleotide exchange factor activity; cytoskeletal protein binding
Source: RefSeq, a predicted model, not a curated record
AAUGCGGAUUGUCACGUUCAAAUGUGUCGUAUGUGCUAGUUUAUCAAUGAAUAGUUCUAUUAUUUGUUGCAUGCUGAGAACCACUGACGUUUCAUAUAAUUUAUGCCAAGGCGGAGACGUGCGCUCCGUAGGUGUGUAAUGUGGUUCAAUUUGGAGACUUCCUCGAUCGUCACUCGAGGAUAUAUAGAGAUCGUUCAUGAAAUCUAUGUUCGGGGUAGUAGUAGUGGGCUGAACGACUUAUUAACGUCACGAGUGUCACGAAAACGAUUCCACAACGGGAGUGCCGGUGCAUGAGUGUUUAGUGAUCAAUGAACUCUGCGUUGCUGUAUAUUGGGGCGUGCUGCCACUGGUCUUAUUAAGCCGGUAGAUAUGACAAUGUAAUAGUGAAUUAUAAAUCAAAUUUUCCAUAAGAAAAUAAGUUAUAGAUGGUCAUUCUACGAUUCACAGUAGAUGACUAAAGAUGAAUGAUAUAGAAAGCAUAAGCAUGAAAGGCAGUGGAGGACCUAAGAUGCCUCAUAGUCAUUCGACUCCGGCAGGUGUGGAUGGAGGUAGUAGAACUCCUCCCACAACACCCAGAAAAGCUGGUAAAAUGCUUGCUGUUCGUGUACAGAUGUUGGAUGAUACGAUUACAAUGUUUCAAGUUCAGGCUAAAGCUUUAGGCAGAGUGUUAUUUGAUCAAGUUUGUAAACAGCUACAUCUUUUGGAAGCUGAUUAUUUUGGUUUGGAGUAUCAGGAACAACGUAAUGGAACAAAAUAUUGGUUAGAUUUAGAGAAGCCAGUUUGUAGACAAGUUGGAUUAUCACUGAUAGACCCUUUAUUGAAAUUCUGUGUUAAAUUUUAUACCCCUGAUCCAGCACAAUUGGAAGAAGAGUUUACAAGAUAUUUAUUUUGCCUUCAAAUCAAACGUGAUUUAGCUCAAGGUUUAUUACAAUGCAAUGAUAAUACAGCAGCUUUGAUGGCGAGUUAUAUUGUUCAGGCCGAAUGUGGGGAUUAUGUGAUAGAGGAUUAUCCAGAUCAUACGUAUUUAUCAACUUACAAAUUUGUGCCUCGCCAAGAUCAGGAAUUAGAACGCCGUAUUAUGGAAAAUCAUAAGAAGCACGCGGGGCAAUCGCCGGCAGAAGCAGACCUGAAUCUGUUAGAAACAGCACGUCGUUGUGAAUUAUACGGAAUGAAAAUGCAUCCGGCUAAAGAUCACGAGGAUGUACCAUUGAAUUUGGCAGUGGCACAUAUGGGGAUAGUAGUUUUCCAAAAUUUUACCAAAAUAAACACAUUCAGUUGGGCUAAAAUCAGGAAAAUCAGUUUUAAAAGGAAACGAUUUUUAAUUAAACUCCAUCCAGAGGGUUAUGGCUAUUACAAGGAUACCGUGGAGUUCUUUUUCGAAGGUCGCAACGAGUGUAAAAAUUUUUGGAAAAAGUGCGUAGAGAAUCAUGGAUUUUUCCGUUGUUCGGUGGUUAAACGAGUGGUACGGCAGAAAACGCGUGUUCUCAGUCGUGGUUCGUCAUUUAGGUAUAGCGGGAAAACUCAGAAGCAAAUCGUAGAAUUUGUACGGGACAAUUACGUGAAGAGGCAGACGUUUCAAAGGUCCAAUUCGUUCCGGCAGACUAGCGGUGGUAGGGCAUUGCAGGGCUUGGAGGGGGGAGGUUAUCGUGGGGCCACACCAAGCAGCUCCCUUAUGGGCAGCUCCAGCAUCUCUGCCCACCCCCUCCUGCCCCUCGGCGAUCCUGCCCUGGAAACCCCAGCUCUGUCUCUAUCAUGCGGCUCGAUGACACUGGAUUCUCCGACGACUGUGACGAGUGUCUCGAUGGGAGGGACGAUUCACCGUCGCGAAGACACAGCUACGUCGUUUCGGACACUUACCUCCAUCGACGUCCAUUCCCCGGCCACCCCCAGCCAGGUCCCAGCACCGCGGCAGAUGCUUGUUGCCAGCCAGCAACGGAUUUCAUCAGCAGAUACCGAGACUGAUAAGCAGGCGACGCCCAAGAAACAGGAAAACAAUAAUUCCGUCUUCGCAAAUAAAAAAUCCCCUGAGAAACGUACGAAUGGUAUGGUGGAGACCAGCAACGCGAGCAUGGUCAAUACUCCGGACCUGAGCCCCGUGAAAAAUAUACGAAACGGAGAGGUCGAGGAUUCCGAGGUUCGGAAAACCAAGAGAUGGCCGACCGACAAGGCGUAUUACAUAGCAAAAGAACUUCUUAUGACCGAACGAACGUACAAAAAGGAUCUCGAUGUGAUAAACGUGUGGUUCAGGGAGGAAGUAUCUCGAGAGGCAGAAUUAGAGGGUGAAGCGGUUGUUUCGCUGAUCGAGCUUUUAGCGGACGUUCACGGACCCUGCCUUCAAGAGAUGGAGGCAAGAUUGGAACGGUGGGAAAGUAACGCACGGCACAACAUCGGCGAUUUUCUUUACAACACAUUGUUGAACGUACUGCCGCUUUACGAUCAAUAUCUCGAGAAUCUAAUACCCGUCCUCGAGAAGAUGGAAUAUUACACGAGGACGUCACGUCGUUUUGAUCAGCUGUGCCGAGAUUUCGAAGCGCAAAAGCAUUGUUAUCUACCGUUAACCUCGUUUCUCUUAAAACCGUUGCAACGGUUGUUGCAUUACAACAGUAUUAUCGAUAUGUUAUUAGAUCACUAUCCAAAAGAUCACACGGAUUUUGAAGAUUGUUUGGCGGCAAGAGAUCGAUUAGGUGAAACGUUGCUCGAAGGUCUUAGUAUAAUUAAUCAAGCGGAGAACCUGGUUCAGCUUUGCGAAAUGCAAAGGGACAUCAGUGGCUUCGAUAAUUUGGUUCAAGAAGGUCGUAGAUUUAUUAGGCAAGGCUGUUUGCAAAAGUAUAGUCGUAAAGGUUUUCAGCAAAGAAUGUUUUUCCUCUUUUCCGACAUAUUAUUAUACACGUUCUGCACUCAACAACCGACUCAAUGUUUUCGCGUACAUGGUCAACUUCCGCUGAAAGGAAUGAAAAUCCGAGAAAACGACAACAAAACUGGAUCGGAAUUUGCGUUCGUAAUCGUCGCACAAGGAAAUCAGUCUUUGACAGUUGCUGCCAGUAACGAAGAGGAAAAGGAGAGAUGGCUAGAAGAUUUGAACAUGACCAUCGCGCAAGCUGACACAGAUCCAAAAAUGCCGUACUUGAAUUUAAAGUCUUGUAGUUCAACCGAUGAAAUGGGCGACGGUGUCGGAUUAGAAGCGGACAGAGCAAGUUGCGGAGGUGCGAAAGCUUCUCAACGAAGCAACACGACUGUACAUGUUUGUUGGCAUCGAAACACGAGUAUCAGUUACAGUGAUCAGCUGCGAGCAUUUCAAAAUCAACUCAGUGGAUUCCUGUUACGAAAAUUCAAAAAUAGUAAUGGUUGGCAAAAGCUUUGGGUCGUCUUUACCAACUUUUGUUUAUUCUUCUAUAAAUCACAUCGAGACGACUUCCCAUUGGCUAGCUUGCCAUUGUUAGGGUACACUGUGACUACUCCGUCAGAAAAGGAUGGCAUCAAUAAAGAUUUCGUAUUUAAAUUACAAUUUAAGAAUCAUGUCUAUUUCUUCCGUGCUGAAAGCGACUACACGUUUGGACGGUGGGUGGAGGUAAUUCGAAGCGCCACCCAACAGAAUUAUGUAUCAGGAAAGACAAUUUGCAGUAAAAAUAUAUAAAUUUUGCGGCCUUAUUCCAGGACUGAGAUCAAAUUUAUACGAUUAAAAUAGUAAUCGACAAUCAAAUCAAAAUUAUAUAUAUCAAAAGAAGAUGUAAAGACUGUAAAGAGAACGAAGCAAAACGUUCUACGUAGGGGAAGCAUUUCGUGCUAAUCUCCCAGUCUGGUUAUUCGAAGAAUCUUCAAUGUUAAAAUACAUCGCAGUUUUAUCAUUUUCCUUGUACUGUGACGACUGACGCGUACUUGAAAAUACGCUUGACGGGGGUGAUAAUUGGAAUGUAAAUAUAAUUAUUUAGAUCUAAGCGGAUCGCAUUUGUUUGGAAUUUAUAUGAAUCUGAUAUACGAAUUUAAAUGUAUUCGGGUUGCCGAUAAGAAUUUGUUGUCCAUCAGUGAAGCGGCAAAGCUUCGAUAUCGUUGUUGAAAAAUUUAGAAAUUAGCGUAAACCUUGGACCAAUUUUAUAAUAGAAUUUCUUUAGCCAUUCGUAUUUAAAAAAAAAGACAAUAAUUUUGUUAGCAUACUAGAUCUUUUUUCUCUGUUAUUAAAUUAAUAUUACGAGCAAAUAUAAAGGAGUUAUUUCUGACCAUUAUUAAAAAUUGUAUGAUUUCGAGAUUCUUUAUUACUACAUAUCGCCGUAGCUCUUUCGAAGUAAUACACGAUUCGAUUAUACAAAGACUGGCUAUGCGAAUUUAUUUGACAAAAAGAUACGUAUGCAUCACGUGUGUUACAUUUGUAAUGAAUGCAUGUCUUUGAGAAGAAAGAAUUACGCAAUAAUACGAAUAGAACAUAUCCACGCGAACGUGACUCGUUCACGUGAAAAAGAAAAAUCCGUAACUUAAUGGUUAUCUGUUUUUUAGUUACUACAAUUGUUUUGUUAUAUUGUAGAAU